Messenger RNA from Aethina tumida (small hive beetle), 1586 nucleotides. RefSeq names its product epsilon-sarcoglycan. Gene Ontology annotation, cellular component: membrane; sarcoglycan complex. The record is from RefSeq and is a predicted model, not a curated record. The transcript is spliced from 5 exons. The coding region runs from base 27 to 1262 and encodes 411 amino acids. NCBI's taxonomy places the organism in Eukaryota, Metazoa, Arthropoda, Insecta, Coleoptera, Nitidulidae.
CCCAAAUAUUCGUCGCUUGGUAAACGAUGAGAAUAUUAACAAAAUUCAUAUUAAUAACAGUUUUGUCGUCAUGUUUGUGUUUAAACGAAGAACACGUUCUGCAAACGGAGAUAUUUCAAAUCACAAUCAACCCUUCCAUGUUCAACUGGACGUACGAGGGAUCUGCAGAUCAGUAUAAAUAUGAUGUCACUCUUGCCGAUGCCCCAGAUUUGCCGUCUUGGUUAAGAUUUGUUUAUAGUCAAAGACACCGUACUGGAUUUGUUUAUGGGGUGGCUCCAGUUGGUAAAACUAACAUUACUUUAGAUGUUAUAGCACUGAACAGAAGGACGUACGAAACUAAAAUAGAGCAGAUCAAAAUUAAUAUUGCUGACAAAUUAAAUCCUGCUCUAUUUGAAGUGCAUUUGAAAAUUGAUAAUGUUAAUGUCGUUGAUAUGUUUGAUCCUGAAAGGAUGGAGGCAUUGAAAGAUAUUUUCAGGAAGAUUUUAUGGAAGGACAGUGGCAGUGACUUGUAUGUUACUUACAUGAAUUCAGCUUUAGAUAUUGGUGCUAGAAAACCUCCAAACCCCACAGAGGAAGAAGGAGUUGUUAUUAAGUUGGGAAGUCAAGAGCCAUUCUCUACCGAAUUAUUAGAACUUCAAGAGGAAAUCAGACCCUUAUGGAAAGUACCAGUGUGUCCAAGGGACUUCAAGAGAACAUCUGUAGAACGACAUUUUAGAUCUGCAGGUUUUGCUUUGGACUGGUGCAUGUUCAGACUUAUUGGGGAUAAUAACUCAGCAAUUGGCGUCAAUGAAAAAUUAUUGUAUCAAGAACCAAAUGAUGUAGAAAUUGAUACAAUUUCCAGAUAUGAAAUACCAACAAGAGAUUAUUUUAAUGAAUAUUUAGUUUCAACCUUGGUUCCCAUUAGUAUUAAUGUUGUGUUGGUUUGUUUGGUGUCCUUCAUUAUUUGUGCUAAACAUGAAGCACUAGAAGAUGAAGCUAGUGAAGAAUUCUUUAAUAAUUUAUUUCACAUUUGUACAGAUAUUUAUGAUGAUUGUACAAGGGAUAAUGAACAUGAAGAGUCAAGAGAAAGGGAAGAACCAGGACAAUUUGAGUACAUGAAUUCUGAGCCCCUUUACGCAAUAAAUCGAGAUAUGAGCCUUUCUCCAGAACCGGCUUUAUUCAGUUUAACCAACAGUCCGACUUCCACAUUGAACCAUCAUGGAGUCCACUGCCGGCCAAGUCCUCCCCCAUAUGUCAGGCCAAAAUUCAAGCCGGAAUUGUGACAAGAAGACAAACAAUCCGAGGGGGAGAAUAAAACUUGGUUCUGUUAAAAAACUGAUGGAUGAUUGAAAAGAUGAAGAAAUUCCCUGAGAAACUAACAAUAAUACAAUUUAUAGGCUUUGUAUGUGAAUAAGUUUAUUCUUAGUAUGACUGUAGAAUAGACGAAACUAUUACUACAUAUCCAUUUAGACAAUACUCUAACUUUUGUAUGUUAUAUUUGCUAUUAUAUAAAUUAGAAGAUAUAGCCUACCUGUUUUAAUAAGCUCACGCACUUGUAUAAUUAUGAUAGACUUAGAUAAAAUGAGUCAAUAAACAGUUCAACAUUU